CAGGUCGGUACGCCGAGGAGGAAACCAUCCCCGGUUCAAUGGAGCAAAAGUAAGAGCCCCCCCGGUGUUGGAACGCGUUUACGCGUGUGUGUCUGUGUGUCUGUGUGUUUGGUGUGUGUGUGUAUGUAUGUGUGUGCGUGUAAUGGGCGAAUCGUGCUCUGUUUCUUUGGUUUGGUUUAGAAAGGGGCCGCUAGCCUGACUGUCAAGAAUAUGUGCUCAGGUUUCUCGGCCUACUGGUGCUGCUGCUGGGAUUCGCUCUCACAAACUGGGGGGAAAAGGCUUCCGGACUGGGAAAGCGCAAGGCUCUGGGUGUGAAUGGCAAGUGGGCAGAAUCGUCAUCAGUCCUCCAGAAGAGCUGAGACCCCUAAGUCUCGUCACAUGGAAAACAUUACCCAUCUUAGUCAAGGCGUCUGGCCUUUAUCCCAGCCUCCAAGUCUCACUUCCACUUAGCAGCGCAGAACAAAGGACAACCGGCUGCCAUAGAGUUCCCUGAGAAUUCUUUAGAAAUUCAGCGAAAUCUUUCUGGACCUGUGUUUCACACUCAGGAAUCCACACUUCAUGGCACUUUAAGCUAGCUCACCUGUCUCCGCUAAGAAAAACAUGGACACGGCUUCGCCUGAGACUAGGACUGACACUAGCACACGCAUGUCUCCUCCCAGUCCGGCGUUCAGUCUCGAUUCGUCCAGUCCGUUCGCAAACGGCUUGCACUUCGAGUCAAUUUUGUUUGAAGAUGAGGACGUAGGUGAGGACGCAGGCCCAAGGUCUGCACACAAAAAGCAGUGUAGCAGCUCCUUAAACGAGAUUGCUGCAUCUACAAAUUUGAAGCAAAAGCUCACCGUUCUGGAUAGACGCCACAGUGUGUCGAAAGGCAAAAGAAGGACAAAGAGCUGCAGGUCAGUGAAACGAGAUGAAAACAUAGAGGACGAGGCUGGUGGAGACAGCGAUCCAGCCUCCACAGAGCGCAUCCAUGAUGAGGGUACCACGGAGCUGAACAACCCAAAGUCAAAGCCUCUAACGCCUGUGAAGUAUCUAGAAAGUGAAGUCGUAUGGGCCAAGUUCAACCGUAGACCCUGGUGGCCAUGCCGCGUGAUCAUCAAUCCAGCGUUGGAAACGUAUCACAGAUUAAAAGAGCAAAGCGAUAACACCUGUCGUCAAUAUUACAUCAAGACACUCGGAGAACCCGAGGAACUGGCCUGGGUCACUGAGAAAGCUUUGCAUAAAUUUCUUGGUGAAUAUCAGUUUUACAAUCUCCCUGGUCCAAAGAGAGGGGUCCCUAAGCGGUUUCAAAACUCAUGGAGUUGUAGUGUAGCCGAGGCUGAGGCGCAUUUCCUGGAUAAGCCCGGGAUACCCGUUAUCACGUCUAAAUUCACAGAAAACAGGCAAUUCGAUGAAGAAACAAAAGAUCAAGAAGAUAAAGUACCUAACCCUGAGGUGCUCCUGGGAAUCCCUGGGAAUGGUUGCCAAGCCAACGGGAAGAUUUCACACAAAGACCCGAACUUUUUAAUGAAGUCUAAAUGCAAAAGGAAGCAAAGAAAAAGCUCAGCACUGUUUUUUACAAAGUAUGACGAGUUCCUCUGUGAAAAUACAGAGUUAGAAGAAGUGGUGGAUAGUCCCUAUUCUGAUAUCGACUCUGUCCCGCAAAUCCGCCGAUGUCCUAAAGGCAAUGGCCGACCUGCUACUAAUGAUCAGCCUGUAAGACAGGUCACAAACCAACAUGAUAAAGAAGCAAAGAAAAGUAUUGAAGUCCAAGGUGGACUGUGGUUCAGCAAAGUUGGAAAAGGACAAACCAGUGGAGUGUUUAGUCGUGCGGGAAUAAAAUCGGUGAACUGCUCAUUCGGGAAGGUAUCAUGUAAGAUCAAGAUACCAGAGUCGACAAGUAUGAAGUCCAGAGACAACCAAGUCACGGGGCCUGAGCAGCAAUGUGUAGAAAGCAAGAAAACCCUCGACAAUAGAGUUGCAAGUCUCCCAGCCAGCAGUCGAUUGAUGACUAGAGCGCUAAAAGCAAUGGAAGACGCUCAGCUCGAGCAGACGUCUAGCCGAGAUCUCAAGGAAACUCAGCCGAGUGCUGAUGCAUGUGUUAAAAAAUCUGUGUGCAGUGAAAAGACAAAAGUCAAAUCAAGCCGCCAGAAAAGUUCAACAAGUUUAGAUUUGAAACCGGACUUAAAAUCUGGUUGCGUUUCCAAGGUGUCUGGAGAUCCGUCUGAUUUAAAAGAGCAAGACGUUGCGGUGAAAUCAGAGGACGAAUCUUGUUCAAUAUCUUUCAAUUGUACUGAUUCCAACCUGAAACAAGAGAAUCAGGUGUCUGAGGCGUCAACGUUUUCCACGCCAUCUCCAUCUUCAUUUCGUGUAAAUAUACAAGACGGCGAAGACCUGAAAGAAAUAACCUUUAAGUCACUGGAAAAUGAAAAAAAUGGAAAGUCAGCACCGUUUCAUCCAGACGCGAACUAUAAAUACAGCACCUUCCUGAUGUUGUUAAAAGAUAUACAUGAUAGUCGAGAGAAAGACGGCCAACCCUUGGUCAUGGAACCUUUACCAGCAAAAAAGCUCAUUAAAGAAGAGCCGCCCCUGAUUUCUGAAAAACAUCCCAUAAAAAACAGCUUCAGUCGUGUUAAAGGCGAUCGUAACGGCUGUGUCUCUGGAAAGUAUGGCCAGAGCAAAACGUCUAGUUUUAAGUCCAAACAAAAUAAAACAAAUGCAAAGUUUGGCCCAGAUAUGAGGGAGCACAAUGGUUGUGUUGUUCAGCAAUUCCAGAGUUUUUCUCCUGUACCAAAAUCUGCUAAAAAAACAAGCAAAAAAAGUCAACCUGUUGUAAAGAAGAGCCUUACCAUCCCCUUCGUGCCUUCCGAUUUGUCAGCGAAUGCGUGUAGCAGGAACUCAGAAAAUACACCAAGCACGGGGUGCAGACUGCUCAACAAGGACUCAGAGAAAAGUUUUUUUGGCAGCGUACCUAAAAAACGCUGGCAGAGGUUUGACCCGGACAAGGACAAGACGCCGAAAGCAGAGAUCAGAAGUGACCCAAGACCAGGGCAACCGGAAAUGCCGCCUGUAGAGCAGAAAAGCGUCUUGGAGCCUGGUGCUGAGAAAACCAGUUUAACAUCAUCAGGAUCAACAUCAGCAUCCGACAUACCAGAGAUAAACACAGCCAGUAUAACUCCAAGUACCUGUCAGGCUUCCGGUUUCCCAACAGAGAGCAAACGUAUCCGAAAGCCUAGCAAAAGACUCAUUGAGUGGACAGAGGACAACGAUCACACGUUCAGGAUAAAGAAGAAACCCAGGAAGCAACCUGAAUCUUUGCAGAAGGUUAUUAGAAACAGUUCCGUUAGUAACGCCGAGAAAUCUUCAGGCAUCCAUCAACAUCAAGGAGGGAUACAACCUGCGCCGAACCCCUUACCGGAAAUUCAGACCCCUCCCCCUGAAGAGAGGUCGAAGACUCCUCCUAUGUUGGAAAAUACUCCAUGUCAAGAAAGUCAGGCUGUAGUUCUGGCUGUAGACACUCUAACCCCGCCUCCAGAGACGGAAACCUCGCUGUACGGGGAGAACUGUUUUAAAGAACAGAUUCUGGUUCAGAAUUCUUCCACUACUGGUGAUGGCGUCUGUUUAAGCACAAAGAGGCAAAGGAAGCCCACCAAGAAAAUCCUAGAAAGUUCGAUCGAAGCUGAGCCGAUUCCGACGCCUAAGAAGAAGGUGAAAUCUCAGAGGAACAGUUCUUCAGGACAUUCUGCCCAUCAAGGAAUUGGUCAAUCAAAAAGUAAGAGCAAGCAGCCUGCUGUAAUCACUGCUGAAGAAAACCUCGCAGUUUCGGCGAGUACCGAGAGGGAGGUGGAUAGCACCACGCCCACGAACCCUGACACACUUAACAAUGAGACGACCAAGGACGGCAAAUACGCUCUGGAAUCUGAGAUAUUUGACCCCACCGACGACGGAGAGGCGAAGAACGAAUCCGCUGACAACAGACUCUCGGCGGAGAAAGGGAGCGGCGUGUUGCUGAAAGACAGCGUUUGUCAGGUUUGUGAGAAACAUGGAGAGCUGCUUCUUUGUGAAGGCCAAUGCUGCAGCACCUUCCACCCACAGUGUGUCGGAUUGACCGAGGCUCCACCCGGGAAGUUUCUGUGUCAGCAUUGCACUUCUGGCACCCACGAAUGUUUCAUGUGUAAGAAGGUGGGAGACGACGUGAGGCGCUGCAUGGUCCCCGCCUGCGGGAAGUUCUACCACGGAGAGUGCAUCGCUAGCCACGCCCUCACGGUGCCUUUGAACCGAGGCUUCCGCUGCUCCCUUCAUGCUUGCCUGGCCUGCUUCAUCACCAACCAGAGCAACCCUUCGGUUUUUAAAGGUCGACUGAUCCACUGCGUAAGAUGCCCCAUUGCCUACCAUGCCAGUGAUUACUGCAUCCCUGCCGGCAGCAUCAUCCUGUCCACUAACACCAUCCUCUGUCCCAACCACUUCACGCCACGAAAGGGCUGCCGCAAUCACGAGCAUGUCAACGUCAGCUGGUGCUUCGUUUGCUCAGAAGGAGGUAGCCUGCUUUGCUGCGAGUCCUGUCCCGCGGCUUUUCACCGCGAGUGUCUGAACAUCGACAUGCCCGAGGGGAGCUGGUUCUGCAACGACUGUCGAGCCGGGAAGAAACCACACUACAGAGAAGUGGUCUGGGUGAAAGUGGGUCGCUACAGAUGGUGGCCUGCAGAAGUCAGCAACCCUAAAGACAUUCCUGAAAAUAUCCUGCGAAUGAGGCACGACGUCGGCGAGUUUCCCGUCCUUUUCUUCGGUUCCAACGACUACCUGUGGACCUACCAGGCUCGGGUCUUUCCGUACAUGGAAGGAGACGCCAACAGUAAAGAAAAGAUGGGAAAAGGGGUCGACUCCGUUUAUAGGAAAGCUUUGGACGAGGCUGCUGAAAGAUUCCGAGAACUGCAGGCAGAGAAGGAACUCCGGCAGCUCCAGGAGGACAGGAGAAAUGACAAGAAGCCUCCUCCGUACAAGCACAUCAAGGUGAACCGACCGAUCGGCAAAGUGCAGAUCAUUACAGCCGACCUGUCCGAGAUCCCACGCUGCAACUGCAAAGCGACGGACGAGAACCCCUGCGGCAUUGACUCGGAGUGCAUCAACCGCAUGCUGCUCUACGAAUGCCACCCUCAGGUCUGCCCGGCGGAGGAAAAGUGUCAAAAUCAGGGCUUCACCAAGCGGCAGUACUCGCAGGUGGAAAUCUUCAGGACGUUGUCUCGAGGCUGGGGUCUGCGCUGCUGUCACGACAUCAAGAAGGGUGCAUUUGUAAGCGAGUAUGUCGGGGAGGUAAUUGACGAGGAAGAAUGCCGAGCUCGGAUCAAGCGGGCGCAGGAGAACGACAUCGGGAAUUUCUACCUGCUCACGCUGGACAAGGACCGUAUAAUUGAUGCUGGACCCAAAGGAAACCAGGCCCGGUUCAUGAACCAUAGCUGCCAGCCGAACUGCGAGACCCAGAAAUGGACGGUAAACGGAGACACCCGGGUUGGACUUUUUGCACUGGUGGACAUCGCUGCUGGCACUGAGCUGACGUUCAACUAUAACCUUGAGUGUCUGGGCAACGGGAAGACUGUGUGUAAAUGCGGUGCACCGAACUGCAGUGGCUUCCUAGGUGUAAGACCAAAGAAUAACCCUCCUGCUGAUGACAAAGGCCGCAAACUGAAGAGGAAAGCUCACGCAAAGCGCAAGUCACAGCAAGAGCUGACCAAGGAGCGAGAAGACGAGUGUUUCAGCUGUGGAGACGGUGGCCAGAUGGUUUCCUGUAAGAGACCUGGAUGUCCAAAGGUUUAUCACGCAGACUGUCUGAACCUGACCAAGAGACCUGCAGGGCGCUGGGAGUGUCCGUGGCACCAGUGUGACCUGUGUGGUCAGGAGUCCGCCUCGUUCUGCGAGAUGUGCCCCAGCUCCUACUGCGGGGAGCACCGUGACGGCAUGCUCUUCAUCUCCAAGCUGGACGGCCGUCUGUCCUGCAGCGAGCACGACCCCUGCGGACCCGAGCCGCUAGAACCGGGCGAGAUCCGUGAAUACAUCCCGGAACACGCCAGCGCCUACCCAGUCAAGGCUUUCCCGCAUUAUCAAAACCCUUCCUGUGAAACCGGGCCGAUCGACCCUGUGUGUCAAUCGUCCGACGCUUUGCUGAUAUCCUCCAGCCCUCCACGCAGUCCUUCGCUCGCGAUCGCGUUUAACAGCGCAUACUCGCCUGUAUCCUCCUAUGAGGAGGAGGAAAACUCGGUGGACCUGGAAGAGGAUGUGGAAGAGGACGGCGUGAGAAUUCUAGAGGACGCAGAAGAACACACUGGGUCAGAAACACGGUAUAAAAGGGGUCUGAAAGUCACACUGACUGUAUAAAGAGGACUAGAACUGUGCACGGGAUUUCUUCUUCAAUACAGAAAUGUGGGAAUCAGCCGUAGUGCAAAAGAGCAAUCGGAAUUCCACGCCGCUUGCUGGGAAAUGGAUAAUCAAUCCUGGUGGAGUUAGUCAAUUCUUUCUUCUUUUUUUAGAUUUCAAUCUUUGCACAGUUUUCAGAAUUUACAAGUGCAAAGCGUAAAAACGUGACACUUUAAAAAACUAGUUAUUUGGUUUGUUUGGAAUGGCGCCUGAAAGUUCAUGCGAUCCCAAGAACUGAGUAAGAAAUGUGCUUUUGUUCCUCGUGUUAAAGUUUUUGCACUCACCACUUUUUUGUUAGUUUUUUUUGUUUUUGUAAAAUCCCUAGCUGGCUAGCGCAGAGCGAAAUAUAGUCCCGUUUCCUGUUUACCUGACUACAGUCGCUGUCCCGUAAUCGAGCAAAAGCGUAGUCUGCACUUAACACUCGACAAAGGAAAUCUCAAAGAUAUUCCGAUUAUUUUUUUAAAAUCCUCCCCGACGCGUAGAAUUAUUAUUAUUUAUUUCCAUUUUAAAGAUGAAUAAUUUAAUUUGGUUUUAAGUGAUGUAGAAAAGCCUCGUUUUGGUUUUGCACAUUAUGACUCUGCUGCUCAAUUGUAACACCGAGGCAUGAAAAAGAUUCUUAAAGAUAGACCUAAGCAGGAUAUGGAUAAGGACACGCUAAUGAUGCCUUAUAAACGCGCACUUGUACCGAAACGCACAGACGCCAAUCACAAGCCGCGUUAUGAGCGGUCAGUUUUAACAUGUUAUUUAAACCUCGUCUUAUCUCGCGAAAAGUUACACAUUAUUUUGUAACUGGGGCGGCCAUUUGGAACUCCUGAGAGAAAGUUGGUGCUCAUUUUUUUUUAAGAAAAGUCAACCCUGAAACCCAUUAAAACCCAUUUAUACUGAAUAAUUUGCGUUGUCUUUAGUAAACGUUGUGUUUUUUAACCAGAUAUUAGCGUUUAUCUUGGAAGGAUCUGGACGUGCUGGUAGAAACGCUCGCAUCCCAGAAUGCAAAGCAGCACUGGUCCACUACUCGGCGAACUAUAGUACAUGGUGGUAUUAGCAUAAAAAUUUAUAUUUUAGAACCGUAUCUGUGUGAGCCGAAUAAACGCACUAAAAUACUAAAGCACUGCUGCAUCGCGGACAGCAGCAUGGAACCACCAGAGGGCGCCCGGUACAAUAUUAACACACCUGUAUUGCGAUUCUCUAAGUAUCACAAUCAAUAUUAUAAUUGUUUUUUAGGUUUUGUUUAAAUUAAAAUCACAAAUAAUCCGCUCCUGCCACACAGAAUUAGUGAAUAGUUCAGAGAGCACCACCUGUAGGAAGAUAGUGGAAUUGCAACACUUUAAAUUGCAAUCAUAUAAAUUAAAAUUGAAAUAAAAAAAAAAGGAAUUACAAAGGAAUCGUGAUACGUACCAGGACCAAUUUCCCCCGUUUUUAGUCAGCAGGUAGUUGAACUGCAUUGUGGGUAAGGUAGAAACCAGCUAACCAAAAAGUCAACUGUAGAAUUUCUUAGCAAAACAAAUGCAGAAUGCCGUCGAAGUUCGUCAUGGACCAAGAUUCAUCAGCAUGUUGUUCAGGGUGGAUUUUUUUUUCCCAUUUAUGUUUUUUUUUUUUUCUUAACAUCAUUCACAAGGUCUAAACACUUCUAUUGUAUUCUGAAGUAUAAAAGAGUAUUUAGUAAUGACAUCUGACAGAGAGAACUACGGCUGAGUGGAUGUUCUUCACGAGGGAGCCCUGGGCUUCUUUUUAAUGCUGAAAUGAAUUGUAUAAGUCACUUGCUGGCCACUUUAUUAGGAACACCAUGCAUACACCCCAUGUUGCAUUGCACUUAACUUGCGGAGGACAUUAACGAGUUGUCGGCUGCACGUUCAUCACCCAGGUGCUCUUUUGGUACUUCUAUUAAAGUACCCUGAACUCAUGAACUCGUGGCUGAGACGGAUUUUGUGAUCAUCUGUAUGUUUGGCCAUCAUAAGAUCGGUAAAUUGUGGCCAUAAAGGAAUGGACCGGACUUACACAGGUUGUUGCAUUUGACUGGGAUUAAAAAAAAAAAAGAAUUGACUGUGUACUAAAAGAUUACACUACCACGAGGAACCUGACCCGGCAGGUUGGAUCCAAGGAUUUAACUCUUAACCUGUAUCAGGAUGAUUCUAUGCCUCGUCCGUCUGACCCCCAAAACAAGCAAGGAUGCAGGUGUUCCUAAUAAAGUGGCCGUUUAAGGAUAGGAGAAUAUUCCUAAUAUUCCACAGUUAACUUGUCUUCUAGCACCCACCGUUGAAUGUUUUUUUUUUUUGUUUUGUUUUUUUGUGGUCGAACACAUGAGGUGCUUGGAUUCAGUCUCUGCUGUUAAAACCUUUUAUUUUAAUGGGAAAUCAUAUUUAUGCAAUGGUGCUUGUGUAGUUUUGCACUGGAGGCUAAUGGACCACCAGCUAGCCUCGCACUAAAUCCCACAAGAAAAAUGAAAAUCGAAAAACCUCUACAGUAUGUAGCUUCAAGCAGCGAUUAAGGGGGCCAAGCACUUUCUAUCCUAACACCACUGAACACCGGAGGAAGACCGGACAAUCAGGCUUUACUCCCAAGUAGAUAUCAAAACAUCAAUACGUUGCAUUGAUAUUACGUCACCUACUGUUUCACAAAGACGUGUUCGGCUUAUACUUUACUUUAAAGAAUUACAGUAAAUGCAGAAUAACUUUAACGGCUGAAUGUUUAAACGAUAAUUCGACUAUUUAUGUGGUUGAGGCAAUUUGUUAAACGUCACCCCUCCUGAGAAAAAUAAUGUUAGAUGUAUGGCAAAAUUUGUAAAAUCGUCAUGAAUGUUUCCAAAAAGUCUACCUAGUCAUGUGACUAGGGCUCAUUAUAAUAUCUGAGGAAGAAACAGUACACACUUAAAUCUGCAUAAAUUAUUUUUUUAGAAACAUUUUUUUUUUUGCAUUGACGCAAGUCCUGCACAGUUUGAAACAGAAAUACAACUUUUAUAUGUUUGCGUCAUUUUUAUUUUGGACCUUUAAAAUCCCCCAAAGUUAUCUAUGUCUAUGAUUUCAUGUAUGCAGCAAAAUUUUAGAGGAUCAAAAAAAAAAACGUUUAAGAUAAGAUAAUACAUCUUUAAAUGCCUCAACAUUAACAUUAUUAAGUGGUUAAUGACACUUGCAGUGUGUCUCAGCGUGGGUGAGAGUAGGUCUGUACGGUCCGCAGUACUGAGGAGAGAGCAGCUGCCUGACUAAACCCACAUUCACACCCAGUUACAGAAGCACUUUCAGUAAGAACACACAUCUGAUAACGUUAUGGCGUCUUAAACAACACGCCGUCUCUGCACUAAUCACUUCUGAGUUGUUUCCGAAUCGCCUCUAAACCGUCAGUGUUCUUUUAUUUAUGGCUACAAAGUUGACUAGCAUCUAACCCAAGGCUGAAUCCCAAAUCCAUCUCUAACCCCUGACUUCUAGGUUUGUGAACAUAAGAGCUUUCCAUUUGGGAUUCGACCCUGGAACCCAGAACGUGAUGGAGCUGAUAUCUUAAAGGACUGUGCACCUCCUCCAUGGUUUAUUCUCCUCACCUCUUGCCUACAGAGUUCCGAUAAGAGUUUAAAACUCUUCACAUUUGAGGUUCACAUUUGAGGUCGUGCUGUUGUACUGAAUAUCAGCACGGCUGUGAUAUCUUCAGUACUCAGGCUGCGCCCUCGUGCCUAUUCAGAACAACAGCGCGACCUCGGCUGCGAUAUCGCUUAAUUAUAUGAAAGAAUUGCGUUUCAAAAUCCCAAAGUGUUGAUUGGAGCCACCUAGUGGGCCAUAAGUGUACUUCAGGUGGGAGAGAUCAUUCAUAACAAAUAAUUUUUUUACGUUUUUAAUUAUAAAUUUUGUAAUUAGGUUUUAAAUACCCAUAACAUAAUUCCGAUAAAGGAUCAAGCAGUGACCAGAACUAACAAAACCAAAAUCCUUGGGUUUAAAAGUAAUAUUCUUCAUUUAUUUCCGUCCUGUGUGUUGGGAUUAAAGGCCUGAGUGAGAAGAUUUUCACAUUUCAAAUCAGGCCACGGUCUUGUUAUGUUCGGGAACGGCUGCUUUACAUGGUAUUCAGUGCUUGGCCUCCGUUAGUACUCUUCAAAAUGAUUCGUCUUUCUGCCUUCUGUGGUUUAUUUAAUUGUUACUCGAGUAGAAAACUAGCAUUUUAAUCUCAGCUGCUUGAUCACGCCAUGAUUCGUUCUGCUGUUUCGUUAUACGUAUAGUUUACUAGACCUGACCAUGAUCAGGUGCUCAAGUAUUUGAACUCCAGUGCUAAUGGAAAAGUAGUAGAUUUAACACCAGACAUGACUUGAUUAAAGACUGUAUAUUAGA
Molecule: messenger RNA, 10688 nt
Organism: Clarias gariepinus (North African catfish)
Lineage: Eukaryota; Metazoa; Chordata; Actinopteri; Siluriformes; Clariidae
Gene: nsd1b
Product: nuclear receptor binding SET domain protein 1b
Exons: 23
Coding region: 601-6345 (1914 amino acids)
Biological process (GO): regulation of DNA-templated transcription
Cellular component (GO): nucleus; chromatin
Molecular function (GO): protein binding; histone H3K36 methyltransferase activity
Source: RefSeq, a predicted model, not a curated record